AAAUUACUCUCUGGUGCCAUUUUAUCGAAUGUCGUAUAAAUAUCACCCGAUGCCUCAGAUAAGCACAUCAUUCACGUUCAAUCCUCCAAACGAUAGACAAUGAAGACUUUCAUGAUUUUGGUACUGUGUGCGGCAAUCGCUCUGGUUGCUGCCGAGGAUAAGAAGGGUCCAGCCACCCACCACGACGUUAAGCAGCACGAAAGCCACGCUCCGCAGCAGCCGAAGCAGCAUGACCAGCACCAACAGCAACAACAGCACCCAGCAUCUCAGCAGCACUCGCUGAAGCAAACCCAGCAGCACCAACAGCCACAGCCGGCACCCCACAAGUAUAAGCGUGAAGCACCAAAGGACUCGGCUGUAGGACAUUCGACCACCGCUGCACCGAAGGCAACCGUCGAUCCGAAACAGCCGUCCGUGCUGCCGGCCAUCAUCGGACAGGCCCCGAAAAACAAGCGUGACACUGUACCUGCCCAGCCAGCCGCCGCAGCCCGCCCGUCCACCAAUGCUCCACCAAAGGCCGCUGCUGCGGGUGCUACCACCAACGGCCAGCAGCGUAAAACUCAGUCCGCGCCGCGUCCUACUGUAACCAAGCAGCAGCAGAGCCGUGAUCAGGCAUCGAACAAACCCCAAACGACUGGAAAUGCAAAGGUACCGGCAACCGUUAACCAGCCCGCCUCAAACCCGACGACUGCUAACCCCGCGAAGAAGGUUUAAAUCACACAAAAGCGGAACUGAACGAAUCGAAUCGAUGACCGAUACUUUGUGAAGAAGUGUUUUUUUUUUUUAAUUUACACAUUGUGUUUUUCUAUAAAAAAUCAAAUAAACACACGUUUAACUUGCAAUCGAAUGUAA
Molecule: messenger RNA, 852 nt
Organism: Anopheles merus
Lineage: Eukaryota; Metazoa; Arthropoda; Insecta; Diptera; Culicidae
Product: activating signal cointegrator 1 complex subunit 2 homolog
Exons: 2
Coding region: 100-714 (204 amino acids)
Source: RefSeq, a predicted model, not a curated record